This is a messenger RNA of Didymella exigua CBS 183.55, 586 nucleotides long. RefSeq lists its product as uncharacterized. Bases 246 to 404 code for a protein of 52 amino acids. The transcript is spliced from 2 exons. NCBI's taxonomy places the organism in Eukaryota, Fungi, Ascomycota, Dothideomycetes, Pleosporales, Didymellaceae. The record is from RefSeq and is a predicted model, not a curated record.
GCUCGCCAAUCGGCAGUCUCACCAGAUCGGGACAGACCGACCGCAGCCUCGCAGGUUGGAAGAUGGUCGCAUUAUGGAACCUCGGAACCCUGAAGACCUUCGCGAUGACGGCGGAUACAUCCACUUUUCCCUAAAGAAUCCCAAUGCUAUCCAGACACUCGAACUCCAUGCUGAUUGCAGCGAUGGAUACCUACGAGCCUCUAAAGUACGAGGCGUUGUCUUAUGCCUAGGGCGAGACUGCCUGCAUGAGCACCAUUCAAUGUGGGGAGAAUUGUCUGCGCAUCCCUUCGAAUGCGUAUGAAGCCCUUGUGCACUUGCGCAAGAACUCAGGCAAGAGGACACUGUGGAUCGAUGCAAUCUGUAUCAACCAGUAUGACUUGGCAGAGCGGAAUCAACAGAUUUAGCUUAUGGGAGACAUCUAUUCAAAGGCGGCUAGUUUUCUUGUUUGGCUAGGUAUCGUAGAUCAUAACAGCGAUUCAGUUUUCGCGCACUUCGGCGGUGCGGGAAUCAAGGAAUCUGCCAACAGUGAAUUGACUGGCGUCAAAAGUGAAGAGUCGGAAGGAGUGAAGCGCAUCGUCCUGCCUAG